GGCUGAGGAUAUAGGCCUACCUGGCAUUUGAAAUGGCGACCAGAAAGCUAAUCGGAACAAUCCUGGCCGUAGUAGCCUUGUUUACUUUCUUCUUUUCCUGGCAUGUUUUGAGGUUGAUCGGCUUGGAAUCGUGGGUACCGGGUUGGCUGGUCUGGCUGAGCCUGGCUGGAGCUUCUCUCGCGUUCCUCCUGGGGGACGGCUCCACAUCAGAGACGGUAGAGCCUCGUGGGAAGGCUGUGUUCAUCACAGGCUGCGAUAGUGGCUUUGGACAUAACUUGGCGAAGAGGUUGGACAGAUUGGGAUUCACCGUUUUCGCGGGUUGUCUGUUUCCUGACAAAGAUGGUGCGCAAUCUCUGAAGAGGGAGACAUCGGACCGCCUUCAGUUGAUUCCUUGUGACGUCACAGAUGAUUGGCAGGUUCAACAAGCUUUGCACACGGUCACCAACAAUCUUGGAUCCUGUGAGUUAUGGGCCUUGGUUAACAAUGCCGGGAUAGCGGUAUUCUCGGAGAUUGAAUGGUGUACAGUGCAGCAAUUCCAGCGUCUGCUUGAUGUGAACGUGAUUGGGGUAGUGCGGGUAACCAAGGCUUUUCUGCCCUCCAUCAGACGAUGUGGUGGCCGUGUUAUCAACAUAGCCAGCCUGGCAGGGCGAUUUACCAUACCCGCCUUUACUGGUUAUUCCAUGUCUAAAGUGGCUUGUGUGGCCUUCUCAGAUGGGCUACGCAGAGAAAUGGAUAAAUUUGGGGUUCGAGUUAUCACAGUGGAACCCGGCCUUUACAGAACACCCAUCUCUUCGCCGGAUUAUCUUGUCGAUAUGAACCGGAAGAACUGGGCGGAAACACCAACCGAAAUCAAGGAGGAUUAUGGGCAGGAGUAUUUUGACGCCUUUCUGAAAAACCUCAAGGCCCACGUGAACAAUGCACGUCCUAACGUGGAUGAAGUGAUCGAUCUGAUGGUGGAGGCGGUGGUGACGGAGGACCCCAAGACCCGCUAUGUGCCCUACUGGCUGUCUUAUAUCCGCUCUUCCAUUAUCAUGUACCUUCCUACGUCACUGGCCGACAGAUUAUUCAAAUCUUACACCUGUAAAGCUGAAGUAGCACGCACACCCAAAACGCCAAAGACGCCUAAAGGUGGAGAAAAGAAAUUCUUUUAGAUUGACGACAGCCAUAGAAUUAAGGCAUAUGGAAUUAAACAGGCCUAUAAUGUUAUUCGACGGCAGCAUUAUCGUAAUAAAUGAAAAGAAUAUCAACAGCAAUGACGGAAUUUUUUUAAUAAAAAUGCAUUGUAGUUUUAUUUCUCGCCACAAGAAAAAAAAGGCUUUUAGAAUCAUUUAUGCUUUUAAUAUCUUUGCAUAGCGGUUUUACAUUGUUAGGAUGACGUGUUUAUCCACCAAUAUCUAUGUGUAGGAUAUUUUAGUAUAGUUAUGUUAAGCUCCCUCCAUUUUAAACACACGACGCCAUGUAACGGUUACUCAUUUGGACACGUAAUGCGUGCUUUGAGGCAAGAGGAACUCUCCUGUGUAUAAACCUGGCCCAUGAAGCCAUAGCAUACUUUACAAUAGCCGGCAAUAAAUGUAUGUGCAUUUGAACAGACGAGCUUUGUGGUCAAGGAACCAUGAUCAUGGCACUAUAUCAAAAAAACGGAAUUGUAAAGACAGCAGGUGGUUUUAAUGACCAGUUUUGUUAAAUGUGUGUUUAACUCAUUUACAGACAGUAAAGCUUUAAAUAAAUUUAGUAAGAAGUAUGUUGGGUGUAAAUUGUCGUCCUCUGUACGUCUGUCUUGUACGAAGUGUAAUACAGAUAGAGGAUUUCCAAGUUUGACCAAGCGAGGUGGUGAUCUCAGUUAGCAUUUUAUCGCGUCACUAAUUUGUUAAACUUGUGAUAUAACGUUUUUGUGUAUUGCUGCUUAUAUUUUUCAAGUCAUGAGAUGUAGCUGAUGAAUAGCUUUUCGAAACAGAUAUUCUCUGGAAUUCACAACGGUGUUGACUACAAGGAGUCAGUAUCUCAUUUAUUCGUUCACACUAAUGUAAUAUACGAUAUUAAACAAAUCGACUGUGAAUCUGACAGCUUGCAUCAAACAACCAAUAUAUUACCUUUCGCUGGUAUAUGUGUAAGAAUGCGUUAAGAGGUGGCCGAGUUAUUAAGGUGUUCUCUUUGGUUGAAUCAGUCUUUCUCUGUUCUCGUCCCACUAACAACCUACUAGUGUUAAGUAUCCUUUAGCGAAGUGGACUUUAUAGUUAAAGGCUUACUUGUUCAUUGUUCAUUGUUAUUCAUAAAACCUACCUCUCGGGGCAUAUUGGUGGCUAAUUAUAGGUAGUCUUACGUGAAGUUCCACAGUCUUCCACCAGUAUAUCACACGUGGGAAAAUUCGUUAAUAACUUAACAAAGAUCGGUGGUUUAAUCUGUGCACUCCCGUUGUCUCCACUCGUAUAAGGUACGACGUUAAACCCCAAGCACUCACUCACUUACUCACUCCACUCGUAUAACUGACGGCCGUCGUGUGAAUGGAAUAUUCUCUUACAUUGUGUCGGGUCACCAAACAAAUGCAUCUUAAAUAUACACCGACUGUUCAUUUUAUAUUUACAAUAAGGAUAUAAUUGUAGCCUAAAACAAUGUAUUUAUGUAUUUCGCUUUAGAAAGGCAACACUAUUCAGAAAAGUCAGUUUGAUAUUAAAAUUUUUUUCUGAAAGUU
This is a messenger RNA of Liolophura sinensis, 2689 nucleotides long. RefSeq names its product 17-beta-hydroxysteroid dehydrogenase type 6-like. The record is from RefSeq and is a predicted model, not a curated record. Lineage: Eukaryota; Metazoa; Mollusca; Polyplacophora; Chitonida; Chitonidae. The transcript has 5 exons. Gene Ontology annotation, biological process: steroid metabolic process. Bases 33 to 1151 code for a protein of 372 amino acids. Gene Ontology annotation, molecular function: oxidoreductase activity. Gene Ontology annotation, cellular component: intracellular membrane-bounded organelle.